AUGCGGGGCCAGGGUGGAUACAGCCGAGGCCAGGGUGGAUACAGCCGAGGCCAGGGUGGAUACAGCCGAGGCCAGGGUGGAUACAGGCGGGGCCAGGGUGGAUACAUGCGGGGCCAGGGUGGAUACAUGCGGGGCCAGGGUGGAUACAUGCGGGGCCAGGGUGGAUACAGCCGAGGCCAGGGUGGAUACAGGCGGGGCCAGGGUGGAUACAGCCGAGGCCAGGGUGGAUACAGCCGAGGCCAGGGUGGAACAGCCGAGGCCAGGGUGGAUACAGCCGAGGCCAGGGUGGAUACAGGCGGGGCCAGGGUGGAUACAGCCGAGGCCAGGGUGGAUACAGCCGAGGCCAGGGUGGAACAGCCGAGGCCAGGGUGGAUACAGGCGGGGCCAGGGUGGAUACAUGCGGGGCCAGGGUGGAUACAGGCGGGGCCAGGGUGGAACAGCCGAGGCCAGGGUGGAUACAGCCGAGGCCAGGGUGGAUACAGCCGAGGCCAGGGUGGAACAGCCGAGGCCAGGGUGGAUACAGCCGAGGCCAGGGUGGAUACAGCCGAGGCCAGGGUGGAACAGCCGAGGCCAGGGUGGAACAGCCGAGGCCAGGGUGGAUACAGCCGAGGCCAGGGUGGAUACAGGCGGGGCCAGGGUGGAUACAUGCGAGGCCAGGGUGGAUACAUGCGGGGCCAGGGUGGAUACAGACGAGGCCAGGGUGGAUACAGACGAGGCCAGGGUGGAUACAGGCGAGGCCAGGGUGGAUACAGGUCUCGAGAGAUUGAAGAAAUUGUUGGCCAGAAAAGUCAAAGAAUUCCACAAGGUGAAACCAUUUACUUGGGAGACUUCUCUGGGGGAGAGAAGGAUUGCUCUCUGGCCCAGAAGCUUAGUUCCAACCUCAUGAUCCCAACCAUGAGGGCUGAGGGCCCCCUAAACCCAAUCAUGAGGGCUGAGGGCCCCCUAAACCCAACCAUGAGGGCUGAGGGCCCCCUAAACCCAACCAUGAGGGCUGAGGGCCCCCUAAACACAAACAUGAAGGCUGAGGGCCCACCUAAACCCCACCAUGAGGGCUGA
This is a messenger RNA of Procambarus clarkii (red swamp crayfish), 1056 nucleotides long. NCBI's taxonomy places the organism in Eukaryota, Metazoa, Arthropoda, Malacostraca, Decapoda, Cambaridae. The record is from RefSeq and is a predicted model, not a curated record.